Messenger RNA from Betta splendens (Siamese fighting fish), 3210 nucleotides. RefSeq names its product serine/threonine-protein kinase ICK-like. Bases 506 to 2536 code for a protein of 676 amino acids. Gene Ontology annotation, cellular component: cilium; cytoplasm; nucleus. NCBI's taxonomy places the organism in Eukaryota, Metazoa, Chordata, Actinopteri, Anabantiformes, Osphronemidae. Gene Ontology annotation, molecular function: protein serine/threonine kinase activity; ATP binding. The transcript has 14 exons. Gene Ontology annotation, biological process: cilium assembly; intracellular signal transduction; intraciliary transport. The record is from RefSeq and is a predicted model, not a curated record.
AUGUAAUGUCCAAAGGCGGUCAGCGCGAGCGUUUACAGUUCACGGUCGGAAAAGCGGACAACGCAGCGGACAUAUUUACGAGCUCGCAGGAACGCAGCCAUUUCGCUGAGCAGCCCGGAGCUUCAGUGACACAGGAAGUGAGCAACGCGAGAUUACGGUGAUUUCCGUGACUACGGGGCCUAUCGGAUAUUCGAUUUAACGCCGUGCUCCGCUGGAGUCACUGGAUGCGGUUAUCUCCUCUUAAAUGCCGCCAGCGACCCGUUCAUCCCGCUAAGCCCUUGUUAAUGCUUGUCACGGAUGUUCAGCUAUGCGUUGUUGUCGACCUGACGCGAGGAGGUUGGAAGGAGGCAAGUCCAUAACACCAUGAGUCCCCCAGCUCUGCCCGUGGUCUCGUGCUGUUGUCACAGGAAAAUCUGGUUACAUUCAGCAACAAGAGGCGAACACAUCUCUAUUUCUCACCCCGUUAUUAUCUGCCUCCCAGUGGCGUUCUAGAUGGACAAGCAUAAUGAAUAGAUACACCACCAUCAGACAGCUCGGGGAUGGCACAUACGGCUCAGUCAUCCUCGGCCGCAGUUUGGAGUCAGGAGAACUUGUUGCCAUCAAGAAAAUGAAAAGAAAAUUUUACUCCUGGGAAGAAUGCAUGAACCUUCGUGAAGUCAAGUCUUUAAAAAAACUCAACCAUGCUAAUGUGAUCAAACUUAAGGAGGUCAUUCGUGAAAAUGAUCACUUGUACUUCAUAUUUGAGUAUAUGAAGGAAAAUUUAUAUCAGCUAAUGAAAGACAGGACGCGGCUGUUUCCUGAAUCUGCUGUAAGAAAUAUUAUGUUUCAGAUACUACAGGGACUUGCAUUCAUUCAUAAGCAUGGAUUUUUUCACAGGGACAUGAAACCUGAGAACCUUCUGUGCAUGGGCCCAGAGCUGGUAAAGAUAGCUGACUUCGGUCUUGCCCGUGAGAUCAGAUCCCGGCCACCGUACACAGACUAUGUCUCAACUAGAUGGUACAGAGCUCCUGAAGUGCUCCUCAGAUCCACAUCGUACAGUUCUCCCAUAGACCAGUGGGCAGUUGGCUGCAUCAUGGCAGAGCUUUAUACGCUUAGGCCUCUUUUCCCAGGUUCCAGUGAAGUAGACACUAUAUUCAAGAUUUGCCAAGUGUUGGGCACACCAAAGAAGAACGAUUGGCCGGAAGGAUACCAGCUGGCAAGUGCUAUGAAUUUUCGUUGGCCUCAAUGUGUUCCCACUAACCUGAAGACACUGAUCCCAAAUGCCAGUCCUGAAGCCAUCCACCUGAUGACAGACCUGCUCCAGUGGGAUCCCAAAAAGAGACCCGCAUCUGCACAAGCCCUCAGGUACUCUUAUUUCCACGUGGGCCAGGCUCUGGGCACUCCUCAGCAGAUUCUUGAGCUGGGCAGACCUCAGCCAAGUCUUGUUCCACUACAGGCUCCGCUUCAGUCCCAACAGACGCUGCAACAGCAGCCCCUGCUGCUUAAGCCCGUGCCCCCGCCCCAACCACCACCUCCCAACCAACACUGCUCCCCCUCCAGGCCUCUCCAGCAAAUCCAGCCUUCGCCUGUCUCUGCAGCUCCCCAGGGAGCGGUGUACCAGCGACACACAGAGCUGAUGCGAGAGCAGCAGCCGAAGCACAUCCUCAAGCAGGAGCGAACUGAAGGAACUCCACAGAGCCAUCUUCCUUACAUUGUUGACAAGAGUCUCCAGAGCAAGCAAACAAGACAGGAAUCAGAAAAUGCAAACCUGCUGAGCUGUCAGUUGAAACCGAAAGUAGGGCGGCGGCGUUGGGGCCACGGCACAGGACACCUUAAGGGUGAAGACUGGGAUGACUACGAAGAAACGGAUCUGACAUCCACAACAAUUCUCGGAAAAAGUAACUUCUCCACAGGGAAGUCAAGACAGGGGGAGGACACAGUGUGCAGAUAUGGAAAUGUUCUGGAUUUCAGUAGAUCCAGUGGAAAAGGUGAUACACCUUUAAACCUGAACAAGGCCGCAGCCUACCAAGAGCCAUCGAGGACUGCCUCAGCAAAGCAGCAUUACUUAAGGCAGUCAAGAUACUUACCUGGCAUUAGCACAAAGAAGAAUGUGGCCAUAAAUGCCAGUAAAGAUUUCAAUGGAAGCCAUUUUUGGGGAAACAGUACCAUUCCAUUUGGAGGGACUCUACCGAGCAGAGGUGCUCAUGGUAAUCUCCAUCACUUAAAUGUCAAGUCUUUUGAGUUCAUUUUUAGCUGGGUUCCAAUUAAUGGAUGGGCAUUUGUUUUUUUAACGCCAGGUACAAAUACUAUUCCUGGUGGAUACAUGCCGUCAUUUUACAACAAAGGCACAGGCUCUCCUGGUCAUAGAGGGCAUCAGGGACCUUUAGGGGAAUCAACAGCAUCAAAUUAUGCAACGUGGCGGUCAGGUCGGAGCCAAAUCAACACCUCCACCAACCUGCCAUCAGCCAACAAGAGCACUCCCAGUCUGCUGCCACGUCCACCGGUGCAGACAAUCCACGGGCGAACUGACUGGUCUGCCAAAUAUGGACACCGUUAGUGGCCUCCCUGGAGCUCUGAUCUGUGUCGUAGGAGAGAGAUCUGUGCUCCUACCAGCUCUUUCACCUCCAAAGAGUAGGCCUAGUUUUUUUUAUUCUAAACCUGUAUAUACAUCUUACACAGCAAUAAUUAUUUUUCAUUAUGUGUAACAUGGAUGUUGUAAGUUGAAAAAAAAUUAUUUGUACGGCUAAAUGCAAGUGGCCAAAGUCUGAGCACAGAUCUGCUCCUCAGUGUUUUAUUUUGAACAUGACUACUCUCCUACAGAGGCUACACCCCUACCCUCAGUUUUGUAUUGGAUUUAUAUAAUUAAAUAAUUUAUUGAAUGUUGUUCACCAGAGUGUUUACAUAAUAUGCAUAUUUGAUCUCUAUAGAAACGUCACUGUUACUGGCUCUUGGUCCACUAAUUACUUUGCCUUUUUUAUUUUCCAGUUGUUCAUAUUUUACGAUAGUAUCCUUUAUUAAUCUGGAAACUAUUGUGUGUGUGCAUCAAAUGUUAUCAGUGAAAUUCAAGGCAGUGCUUUAUUUCAGUGAAGUUAUUACAGUGCAGGACGUUGCCAAAUAAUGCACCACAUUAUAUGAAAUUAUCUUUAUUAGGGCAGUAUAAUGAUCCAAGUUAACAUAUUGUAUCCCUUUUGCCAAAUUGUUGUUGAGUAUUAUUAAAUCUUUGAAUGGUUA